Molecule: messenger RNA, 2485 nt
Organism: Mesocricetus auratus (golden hamster)
Lineage: Eukaryota; Metazoa; Chordata; Mammalia; Rodentia; Cricetidae
Gene: C2cd4d
Product: C2 calcium dependent domain containing 4D
Exons: 2
Coding region: 734-1747 (337 amino acids)
Source: RefSeq, a predicted model, not a curated record
AACACUGGUAGCACAUAUUCAGGUCUAGCAGGCUGCUCCUGGAAACCUGGCUCUGACUAGAGGAAGGAGUUAAGAAAGCCCUGUUGAAGGCCAGAGAGACAGACCUGUGUUUAUCCAGGAAAAGACGUAGGCAGCAGAGGCCCCUGCCAGCUCCUCCCAGAAAGACUGGGCCGGGGGAGCAAGCUGGAGAGGAAGCUGAUCCCCUAGGGCUCUGCACGCUGCCGGACAGAAGCCAGAGGCUGGUAUCCACCUGCUGCCCACAGGUAAGAUUUACAAUCUGGGCACCUGACGAGUGGGACAUGUGCUCAGAGUCCCUGGCAGACUAUUGAUACUUUCUUUGCUCCUGGUGACUCCAUGCAGGGGUUCAUUGAGCCGGCUGCAAAGAAGUCUUCCUGGGCCCGCACUGGGGGUGGCGGAGAAUCAAUGGUGCCUUUGUGCUCUGAAGUUUCUUUCCUAAGGCAAGACUGGACAGUGGGAGGGACCACUCAGCUGCCCAGCUCCGCCUUACAGCCUCGGGAUGUGGCAGGGCUGAGAAGCUGGGGUGUAAAGAGGAGGGGAGAGGGGUUCUGUGACUCACUGAGAGAGGUGAAUCUCCCUGGACUGGCCCUACGGAUCAGCAAUCAGGCGUGUUCCCAGCUGCCAGGAGCAGAACGCACCCCUGUCCAGGGCUCCCAACCUGGAGGCUGGACUUGGACCUUCUCAGCAUCAGUGCUUCACUAUCCCCACCCACUGCAUGUGGCUCUUGGAGAAAGCGGGCUACAGGGUGCGGACCGCAGAGGCUGGAGCGAGGCAGGCGCACUCCAGCCUGGUCCCCAGGCGCCGGGCCCCAGGCUCGCCCUUGAGCUGCAACCCUAACGUCCUCACCCCGGACCGCAUCCCGCAGUUCUUCAUUCCGCCUCGGCUCCGGGACCCCAGCGGCGCCGAGGCCAGGGUGGACGGCCGGAACCUCCCGGUCACCUGCUCGCUGCCGCACCUGGCGGGCCGCGAGGGCUGGGCCUUCCUGCCCGAAAGCCCGCACACGCGCCGCCGCGAGUCCUUGUUCCACGUGCCGCGCGGCCUGGCUGCAGGUCUAGCCCCGGCGCAGUCGCGGCUGCACGUCUCGGCCCCGGACCUCCGCCUCUGCCGGGCCCCGGACAGCGACACGGCCUCGUCGCCCGACUCGUCUCCCUGCGGCUCCCCGCGCACGCCUAGGCCGCACUCCUUGUGCCCGGACGAGACCAACUCGGCGGACACCAGUCCGUACGCAGCGCGCCGCGCGCCCCCGCUCUUCCACCUGGACUUCCUCUGCUGCCAGCUGCGGCCGACCAAGGACAGCGUGCUGCGCCUGGAGCCCAGCGGCGGUCAGCUGCGCCUGUCCACCGAGUACCAUGCGGGCCACGGGCGGCUGCGGCUGCGCCUGGUGAGCGCGGAGGACCUGCCUCGGCCGAGGGCCCGCCCCGGGAGUGGCGGUGGCGGCUGCUGCGUGGUGUUGCGGCUUCAGCCACGCGUUAGACCGAGAGCUCAGCGGAGCCGCGUGGUCCAGGGCAGCUCCAACCCCAUCUUCAAUGAAGACUUCUUCUUCGAAGGGCUGGGCCCGCCAGACCUGGCCACCCGCAGUCUGAGGGCCAAAGUGCUGGAUAGGGGCGGGGGGCUGCGCAGGGACGUGCUGCUGGGAGAGUGUGAGACGCCCCUCAUCGCCCUGCUGCCCCCGCUGACUGGGGGUCUAGGUCCAGGGUCCUCCCUGGCACCUGCACAUCUCAGCCUGUAGACUGACACCACAGCUCCGUUGGGAGGUCUCCACUGUGUCUGCAACCCUCGUUCUUGUCAUCUGCCCAACGAGUAUUUAUUUUUGCUAAUAAAACAUCAGUUUGUCUCUAACUGCAUGCUCCCCAGCGGGUACCAAAAACUCUAGGCUUUGCAGCAACUUUUUUCCUUCCUUCUGCCCAGCCCACUGGGAUGAGCAGGUGCAGACCUUAAUUAAGCAGUGGUCCAAGAGAUUCAGAAUACGCAGCCAUCAGAAACCCUGGAAGUGUUUGCUAAACAUGCAGAGCCUACUAUCCAUCCCCAAGAGAUGCUACUUCAAAAGGCCUAGGCUGAGUGGGGCCUAGGGUCCUGUCUUAGUUUUAUUUCCGUUGCUGUGAUAAACUAUCCCCCCAAAAGCAUUUUUUUAUGUAGAAAGGGUUUAUUUGGUUUACAAUUCCAGGUGACAGACCCUCAUUGUGAGGAAAUCAAGGCCAAGGCUUGAAGCAACUAGUCACAUUCACAGUCAGGAGCAGAAAGAGAGAGCUGGAGAGGUUCAGUGGUUGAGAGCACUGCUGCUCUUCCGAAGCACCCAAGAUCGGUUCCCAGCACCUAUGUUAGGCAGCUUACAACUGCCUGGGAGACUCUGGUUCCAGGGGAUCCAUUGUCAUCCUCGGGCCUCUGAAGGCCAGACAUGCAUACACAUACAUGAAUAAACACAUACAUAUAAAUUAAAAAUAAAUAAAGCAGGGCAUGAUGACUCAAA